Molecule: messenger RNA, 10826 nt
Organism: Talpa occidentalis (Iberian mole)
Lineage: Eukaryota; Metazoa; Chordata; Mammalia; Eulipotyphla; Talpidae
Gene: PEAK1
Product: pseudopodium enriched atypical kinase 1
Exons: 5
Coding region: 160-5388 (1742 amino acids)
Biological process (GO): protein phosphorylation
Cellular component (GO): actin cytoskeleton; focal adhesion
Molecular function (GO): ATP binding; protein kinase activity
Source: RefSeq, a predicted model, not a curated record
CUUGGUCACUGAAAUGGAUGAAGUACUUCAAAUUUAAAUGAUUGAUCAAACUUGGCAAGAGCUGCUAUGUGUGAUACAAAAGGGAGGUGAAAACUAAUGGAUGAAAGUUUUGCCAUGCACUGAAAGGAAAGCAUUGUCUGUGAAGUUCUAUUUUUAAAAAUGUCUGCUUGUAACACCUUUACUGAACACGUGUGGAAACCUGGUGAAUGCAAGAACUGCUUUAAACCUAAAAGCUUGCACCAGCUCCCGCCAGACCCUGAGAAGGCACCCGUCACCCAUGGCAAUGUGAAAACGAAUGCCAAUCACAGCAACAACCACCGUGUCAGGAACACAGGAAAUUUCCGGCCUCCUGUGGCUAAAAAACCCACUAUAGCUGUGAAGCCCACUAUGAUGGUGGCAGAUGGGCAAAGUGUAUGUGGUGAGCUUAGUAUCCAAGAACAUAGUGACAACAAACCUGUCAUCAUGGGGUGGAACCGAAACAGAACGGCCUUGAAUCAGAAACCACUUAAUAAUAACAAUGAAGAUGACCUUGAAGGAUUUAGCCAUGUUCCUAAGCCUUGUGGCAAUAAUGAUAGUGCAAAGAAGGUAUCAAAUAACAAUAAUGGACUAACUGAGGUAUUAAAGGAAAUAGCAGGCUUGAAUACGACCCCUCAGAUAGGAGGAAAUGAAACAAGCUCCAGAGAAACAUUCUUAGGAAGGAUAAAUGAUUGCUAUAAAAGAUCACUGGAAAGAAAGCUUCCACCAAGUUGCAUGAUGGGCGGGAUAAAGGAAACUCAGGGAAAGCACGUAAUUCUGAGUGGGAGCACAGAAGUCAUCAGUAAUGAAGGGGGCCGGUUCUGUUACCCAGAGUUUUCCAGUGGCGAGGAGAGUGAAGAUGAUGUGCUUUUCAGUAACAUGGAGGAGGAGCAUGAGAGCUGGGAUGAGAGUGAUGAAGAGCUCUUGGCCAUGGAGAUUCGCAUGAGAGGGCAACCUCGCUUUGCUAACUUAAGGGCAAAUACUUUGUCUCCUGUUCGAUUCUUUGUGGACAAAAAGUGGAAUACUGUUCCCCUACGAAAUAAAUCUCUACAGAGAAUUUGUGCUGUGGACUAUGAUGACAGUUAUGAUGAAAUCCUGAAUGGUUACGAAGAGAAUUCUGUGGUUCCCUACGGGGCAGGGAGCAUUCAGAGCAUGUUGUCAUCUGACUCCACAUCCCCAGAUUCUUCUUUAACAGAAGAGUCACGUUCUGAGACAGCCAGUAGUUUAUCCCAGAAGAUUUGCAAUGGGGGAAUAUCUCCUGGUAACCCAGGAGAGCCUAAGGACAUGAAGGAAAGUGAGCCCAAUUAUGAAAGUCUCUCUGCUAAUAAUCAGGAAAAAGACUCAUCACAAGGACCCAAAAGCUCAGUAAAAGUUCCAGAGACACACAAAGCAGUCCUUGCCCUCCGAUUAGAAGAGAAGGAUGGCAAGAUUGCCGUGCAAACUGAGAAGCAAGAAAGUAAAGCCUCUACGGAUAUAGCAGGGCAAGCAGUCACCAUAAACCUCGUCCCUGUAGAAGAGCAGGCAAAGCCCUACCGAGUUGUGAAUCUGGAGCAGCCACUGUGCAAGCCAUAUACUGUGGUGGAUGUGUCAGCAGCCAUGACCGGUGAGCACCUCGAGGGCCCUGUUAAGAGCCCCAGGAUAAAAGGCUCAUCUUCAACUCCAAAUUCUCCAGUUACAUCACCUGUGUUGGCAUCGGGACAAAUAAGUGCUCAUUUCCAAAAAUCCAGUGCAAUCCGAUAUCAGGAAGUCUGGACUUCCAGUACCAGUCCACGACAAAAGAUACCUAAGGUGGAAUUAAUUAGCAGUGGAACUGGACCAAAUGUCCCUCCAAGGAAAACCUGUCACAAAUCGGCACCUACUUCACCCACAGCUACAAACAUUUCCUCCAAAACCAUCCCUGUUAAGUCACCUAAUUUGUCUGAAAUAAAAUUUAAUAGUUAUAACAAUGCUGGCAUGCCACCUUUUCCCAUUAUCAUUCACGAUGAGCCUUCUUAUGCUCGGAGUUCAAAAAAUGCUAUCAAAGUUCCCAUUGUAAUUAAUCCAAAUGCAUACGACAAUCUAGCCAUUUACAAAAGUUUUCUCGGAACAAGUGGAGAACUCUCAGUAAAGGAAAAAACUACAAGUGUAAUAAGCCAUACUUAUGAAGAAAUAGAAACUGGAAGCAAAGUGUCUGAUAACACCACUUGCAAGCCCACUGAAUGUCCCCAAGCUAAAGGGUUUUCAAAUAGCACAGAGCGUAAGAGGGGCUCGGUGGCUCAGAAGGUUCAAGAGUUUAACAGCUGUCUUAACAGAAGUCAGUCUUCACCACAGAGAAGCUAUAGCUCCAGCCACAGCUCCCCGGUAAAGAUCCAGAGAAGCACUCAAGAAUCCAUGGCCAAACCGGAAGGUGCUCAGGAGUGUCCGACGGUGGGCAGCGGUGGCAGCGCCAGGGAGAAAGCAAGCACAGUGCUUUCUCAGAUUGUGGCUUCUAUCCAACCCCCCAAAACUCCCCCAGAAAUGCCUCCGGCUGGCCCUAAGGCUUGUAGUGUGGAAGAGCUUUACGCAGUUCCUCCAGAUGCAGACGCUGGGAAGACGACACCUAAGAGUACCCCAGUCCGGCCCAAAUCUCUCUUUAUCUCUCAGCCCAGUGGUGAGGCCGAGGCACCUCAGCCCACAGAAAAUCCUCCCACCAAAGUACAGAAAGAUCCACUCACCAAGCCAGUGGCCACCCUCGCCUCCAAAUCAGUGACUAGCCCACAGGGUGAACCCCCACCUCCCUUUCCCCCACCGCGCUCGACUUCCUCCCCUUACCAUGCCAGUAACCUUUUGCAGAGACAUUUCAACAAUUGGACCAAGCCCACCAGCCCCACCAGGGCAACGGAAGCGGAAUCAGUUUUGCCUUCUGACAGUAGCAGGCGCGCAGUUGAUGCAAAACCUAAACGCUGGAUAUCAUUUAAAAGCUUCUUUCGCCGUCGGAAGACAGAUGAGGAGGAUGACAAAGAGAAGGACCGGGAGAAGGGGAAACUGGUGGGCCUGGACGGCACAGUCAUCCACAUGCUGCCUCCUCCUCCGGUUCAGCGCCAUCACUGGUUUACAGAGACGAAAGGAGAGUCCAGCGAGAAGCCCGCCAUCGUCUUCAUGUACCGGUGUGAGCCCUCCCAAGGCCACCUCGCUGUGGAGCAGAGCAAGGCCAGGCCAGACCCGUCAGCGGUUACAGACAAGGGUGGACCGGAGGACUCAGAGAAAAAGAAAAGGGCUCAUUCUUCUCCAGCACAGAUGCCUAAAAAAAUUCUCAGUCACGUGACCAAUGAAUUGACAGAGGAUUUUUCUCCUCGGGAUCCAAGAACUGUUGUCACAAAACAAGAUGCUGGGGGCUGCACUUCAAUCACACCACCAGUGUCCCUACCUGAACUGGAAAGGGAAGAGGAAAAAGAAGACAUUUCAGAUCCCACAGACCUGAAUUCCUGCAGUGCAACAUAUAGCAAUUUAGGGCAAUCUAGAGCAGCCAUGAUACCUCCCAAGCAUCCACGGCAGCCUAAGGGAGCUUCGGAUGAUGCCUUUGCUGGAAAAACAGACCAAGAAAUGCCUACUGCUUCCCAACCUACGCCACCCCCACUGCCAAAGAAAAUGAUCAUAAGAGCCAACACAGAGCCAAUCUCCAAAGAUGUCCAAAAAUCUCUGGAAACUAGUCUUUGUGUCUUGGCUAACCCUACCUAUGAUAUCGACCCCAACUGGGAUGCCAGCAGUGCUGGCUCUUCUAUGAGUUAUGAACUCAAGGGAUUGGACAUUGAGUCUUGUGACUCGUUGGAGAGACCUUUGCACAAGGAGAGACCUGUACCCUCAACAGCAAACAGUUUCUCCAGCUUAACCACUGUCAGUAUUAAGGAUAGAUUUUCCAACAGUAUGGAGUCCCUGUCCAGUCGGCGUGGUCCCUCUUACAGACAGGGCCGAAGCAUCCAGAAGCCACAGAGACAAGCACUUUAUCGAGGACUUGAGAAUCGGGAAGAAGUGGUGGGUAAAAUCCGAUGUCUUCAUACAGAUGCUUUGAAGAAACUGGCUGUUAAAUGUGAAGACCUCUUCAUGGCUGGGCAGAAAGACCAGCUCCGUUUUGGAGUGGACAGCUGGUCAGACUUCAGGCUCACCAGUGACAAGCCAUGUUGUGAGGCAGGUGAUGCAGUUUACUACACAGCUUCGUAUGCAAAAGAUCCACUUAAUAACUAUGCAGUCAAGAUCUGUAAGAGCAAAGCUAAAGAAUCGCAGCAGUAUUACCACAGCUUGGCUGUCCGGCAGAGUCUGGCUGUCCAUUUCAACAUCCAGCAGGACUGUGGUCAUUUCCUUGCUGAAGUACCUAACCGCCUGCUCCCCUGGGAGGAUCCUGAUGCCCCUGAAGAGGAAGAGGAUGAAAUGGAAGCAGCUGAAAAAGAGGGGAAAGGAGAAACUGAUGGGAAAAGCCCGGAGCCCCGCUCUGAAACAGAGCCAUCGCGGAAAGCCAGCCAGGGCGUCCUGAGCAGGAAGCAGAGAAGCCACGUCGUGGUCAUCACCAGAGAGGUGCCCUGCCUCACCGUGGCUGACUUUGUGCGAGACUCGCUAGCCCAGCAUGGGAAAAGCCCAGAUUUGUACGAGAGGCAAGUAUGUCUGCUGCUCCUCCAGCUGUGCUCUGGCCUCGAGCACCUCAAACCCUACCACGUCACUCACUGUGACCUGCGCCUGGAGAACCUGCUGCUGGUCCACUACCAGCCUGGGGGCACUGCCCAGGGCCUUGGGCCUACCGAGCCCAGUCCCGCCUCAUCUUGCCCCACAAGGCUCAUCGUAAGCAACUUCUCUCAGGCCAAGCAGAAGAGCCAUCUGGUAGACCCCGAGAUCCUCCGGGACCAGUCCCGCCUCGCCCCAGAGAUCAUAACCGCCACCCAGUAUAAAAAGUGCGACGAGUUCCAGACCGGCAUCCUCAUCUACGAGAUGCUACACCUGCCCAACCCCUUCGACGAGAACCCAGAGCUGAAGGAGAAGGAGUACACGCGGGCAGACCUGCCGCGCAUCCCCUCCCGCUCGCCCUACUCCCGGGGCCUGCAGCAGCUGGCCAGCUGCCUCCUGAAUCCCAACCCUUCCGAGCGGAUCCUCAUUUCAGAUGCCAGAGGCAUCCUCCAGUGUCUGCUCUGGGGCCCCCGGGAAGAUCUCUUCCAGACGGUCACUGCCUCCCCCAGCCCGAUCCAGAGGAGCACCCUGCUCCAGAACUGGCUGGACAUCAAGCGAACCCUGCUAAUGAUCAAAUUUGCGGAGAAGUCCCUGGACAGGGAGGCAGGGGUUGGCCUUGAGGACUGGCUUUGUGCUCAGUAUUUGGCUUUUGCCACCCCGGACUCCCUCAGCUGCAUCGUGAAAAUCCUGCAACACCGUUAACGUGCCCGGUGCUGCUCUCACUUCACUGACCAUCUUCAAGCCACCCACGCACUUCCCCUCCCUAUGCGCGGAGUUCAAGGAGAGAAGAGACACGAACCUCCACCACUGACCAUGAACAAACCCAUCUCCUCAGAAAGGUUCGCCACAGCUCUCGUUUGAGACGCUGAGUCUGUCUGAACUUUACAGAAAUUCAACCGCACCAACGUGCAGUUACCUUCCCUUGGAACCCCCUGCACCCUAACUAUCCCACAGAGGCAGGUCAACAAGGAAAAGGCACAUCUUUGAAAGGACUGCUCCUUUGACGUGAACUCAGCUUGUCCAGUUCCUCCAUAUCCGAAUAUCUCCUGUCAUUUUAAUACCAAGUAUUUAUUCCAGCUAGCAAUAGACAGAUUUAACCAAUUCUUACCGUUGUAUCCUGUAAGUUCUCACAGCAGACUGUCUUCCUCUCAAGUAUCAUAACUGACUCUUCCAGGCAGAACUGCCCCCCUUAGCCUCAGCCCCAUCUUGAUUCUGUGUUCCAGCAGACCGCACAAAGAUCAGGAGAGACCCCAGCUUCUGGGGCACGGACCAGUCCUCGCGUUCCCUUUUCUGUCGUCGAUAACCGUGUGCACUGCAUGGAGGAUGGCCCUGACAGCAGCCCUCUGCUGCCACUGCCUGGGUCUCCCUCACCUCUGCUCUUUCCCCACUUGCCGGUGGCGUUUGGGUUUAGCAGCACUGUGGCCCAUGACAGAGGUGACCCAAGGUCAUGUCACCAGCACUCAGCAGGGUGGAGGCGUUCAGAUCUUACAGGUGGCUGAGAGGAGACAAGGGGGUGAUUUCCCCGCAUGUGCAGUUUUCCAGGGGCCAUUAGAGUUUAAAUUCGUUCUUUGAUUCCUGUCAGAGCUGUCAGCCUCGGCAGCCAGAGCUGGCGACACCCAGAUCACUGAUCCCCUGCCCGGGAGUGACUGGCCAGCUCCCUGCCUCAGUGGUCAGUGCUAACUAGUCUACCAGGCACUGUGGCAGCAGGCCCGGGUGACACAGCUGUCAUCUGAGCGCUAAGAUGCCCCGCAAAGGCUGGUGGGUGGCCCGAGAGAGGGCGCGAGGGAGGCUGCUGAGGAGACGUCACGCUCCUCCCCAGCUGCCCAUCUUUCCUGCAGAGGCUGCUCCCGGGGGCUCCCAAGUGGCUCUGGAGGACACCUCCCAGGGCAUAGGAUGGCCGAGGGGGGCACUCAGAGCCGCUCACCGUGCAUGGGGCCUGUGCUCCUCCCCCAUGGAUAUAUGUGCAAUUUUUUUGUAUGUAUUUUUUUUUAGCUGUAUAUUACAGUGUUUAUAUUGCAACUUCACCGGAAGCAAGAGCUGCAGAAACCUGCCCCCUCCCUUGGCACAUAUCUGCGCUGAGACGAGUGUUCCUUCUACCAGAGUGUGUGUAUGUGUGUGUGUGUGUGUGUGCACGCUUGUUUUAUUCAAAACUGUGAGUAUCUGUUUACUUCAGCCUUGAAAUGCCAAGAGUCACUCAGACGGUGCGAGUGCGCGCACGUGUGCUGCGCGGAGGCCGGGCCGCGGGGCGCCGCCUGCGGCAGAGCUGUUGGGUGUGUUCUCGCCUCGUCGGGGAGGGAGCCCCGGGCCCCUCAUCACCACCGCCGUUUCUUCAAGUCAAAACUGAUUGUGCAGUAUUAACUUAGCACAUUAGUGGCCUUUUGGAAAUUUCUAAACUUUUAACAUUUUUAACAACUUUUCAUGUGAUUCACAUAUGUUGAAGAGGAUUAAGAAAGGAGAAGAAUGUAUUUUAUUGUGCUUUUAUUCCUUUUUCUAAGAGAAUGGGACAUGUCAGACUCCGGAUGGGGGCCCUCCUUGUCCUCCUGGCCAGCAGUCCAGGGAAGAGAGCUGGAGGCGCAGGGUCGGAGCUCCUCGAGCUGGAGAGCUGGGCUCUGCCCCCAGGGACGGCCACAGGGUGGGCAUGGUGCUGCAGGCCGGCAGGCCCCCCUGUCGCUAUCCCUCGGCAUGGCCUCCCUUCGCCAGCUCACUUAGCAUAGGCCCUGUGCACACCAGCCCCGCCUGCUGAUACACUGAAUGGCAGCCACAGGCCCAGACCGUGCCGGCCAGCCUCCCCCGCCCCCAGGGAAUGCCUAUUGAGACACUUUCUCCACGUCACUCCCGUGGUGCCUUGCCCAUGUAAAUUUGAAUGUUGACUAUUUAAUGAGAUUUCAUAUUUAAUGAAGAAUGUCCCCUGGUCCUGCUAUUUGCUCUCUAGGUCUCCUUUAGUUUUCUCCCUGUUUUGACUUGGGUUCAGUCUUCUUUUCAAGUCUCUGGCGUUAGACGCCCGGACACCCUCCGCUACCGCCAUCCCACUGUCUCAGAGCACUGGUGAGCCAGGCGCCUCCUCACGGCAGAUGUGUCUAGACAGCCCUCACGUUCAGAUUUGUUCAGGGCAAGGAUGACUACAAGAAGGGUCUCAGGUUCCCAGAGACGGGGGUAGAUUAAUUGUUCUCUGAGUGAUGGCCAAGGAAUGCGAGGUAGGGAGGGAAGAGGGUGUAACAAGUUAAGGCAGAACAGAUUAUCUAGGCAAGAAGUAUUACAUCAGAAGGGCCUCAGAAUAUUUUUCCAAAAUAAUGAAAUUAAGUCCAUCUGAUAUUAUCACAAAUAUUUUAAGUUUCCAUUUACAUUUUUGUAAGGCCUAUGAGUCGUUCAUCAACUGGAAAGAAGUCCUACCCUCAGACAUAGAUACACGUACAUAUUUUUCUCUCUUUAUCUAUCUAGCUGUCUAUCUAUCUAUGUAUAUAUGAGUUUUGAUUGUGACUAGUAUAGCACUUUAAGUUUUCUCAAAUAACAUCAAGUUAUUGUCUUCAAUAUUGACUGAAAAAAAAUUUCUUUUCUAUUAUACAGACUUCAAUAGAACUAUAUGCAACUAUAUAGAUUCUUCCAUUUAAUUUUGAGAGUUUGGACAGUUAAGCCGCUAUUGGGACUUUUCCUUAAGCCACAUGAGAAGAACAGUCUCUAACACAUGUGAGUGCUAAGGAAACAGGGCAGUGGCGGGCGCAGACUGAAUGUAUAGCAGAGUGCCUUGUCAGAGGGGGUGCCUCGUGUCUGAGGGAGAGAACCAGAUGUUUCACACAGAGGCCUGGGAGAAGUCUCCCGUGCUAGCCUAAGGACAGCCCCGUGGCUGUGUUAACACAAAUGUGAUGCGUGGAAGUGAAUUCAUGAAGAAUAAACAGGAUGGGAACAAGAGCAGUUGUAACCUGUGGAAUCGACAGCAAAAGAAUCGUGAAGUGGCCCACUAACCCCUGGACCAGAUCAGAAAUAGAGGCCAGCAGCAUGGCCGUGGGGUUCGAGUUCUGCCCUCGGAAGAUGAACUGGGGUGAGGUACAGAGAGGGGCACAAGCACCCACACGACCUCACCUCUGAUACUGAGGGGCUUGAGAGAAAACACGUGCUGGGGAUUGAAGAGUUUCUGUAACCUUACAUGGGCAGACUAAGUGGGGGCCAGUUUUGCUUCGGAAUUCAGAAUAAGUUCGUGAACGUGGAAAAUUCUAAGCCUUGAGCUAAACCUCUGGAAGUACCCAUGCUCUUUCCGGGGGUAAAGCUACCUACAACUGUAUUUCAAAGUUUGUAGCCUUGUAAAAUUGUUCACGCACGAUCUUCGCAGCCCGCUCCCUUGGGGCAGAGAAGGUUUGCCCUCAUCUUCCCGAAUCUGAAUUAAGAAUACUUUGGUGCUGAGAAGUAACCUAACUUGGUUUUGCUGGUAACCUCCAACUAGAAUUUUCCCCGACAUUUCACCAUCGGGGAUCUGAAAAAAUACAAGCCGAGCACAGUCACCGGGCUCGAUGGGGGGCACUGCACUGGAUCCCAAAUGGUUCUCAAUGUGCAAAGCGUGAACAUACUUGGAGAGAGGGAAAGAACUUGACUGGCUGGGCCAGCUCGAAGAGUGUUUUAUUCCCCUCACUAGUUGGUAAGGAUUGAAAAUUCUGGUCCAGCUUAAUGAGGGAGCGGGGGCGCUGCCCAUGAAGCCAGGUUAUUAGUUUUACCUCAUUGGAGCCGAGAUUCUCCAAGGCCCAAGGCCGUGCCCAGACAAAGCCAGGUACGCUCUUGCGGACGCGCGCUGACGUCCAGGUGUCUGUGCUCACGGCAGCACUGGAUGGGGGAUGCCACGGACCAAAAAUGAUGCCAUGGGGGAGGCAGAGGAGCUGCCGUGCAAGGUCCUAGACAGAGAUUAUACCAAAGAAAUCAAGCCUUUUGAUCCUGACGCUUCGACAGUGAAGAGGUCGAGUUAGGACAGAUGCAUGGGAGGAGAAUUCUCAUACAUUCCACGUCAAGCCGAUCAGAUAAUCCAUCCUCCAAAAAGCACCUUUUUUUUUUUUUUUUUUUUUUUUUUUCAAAGCAGUCCAUUUUGUGCAUUAGAGGGGAAAGAGACGAGGAAGGCCUGGGCAGAUGGUGAAGAUCCUCGGCCCGCCAGGAGAAGGCACCGUGCCCUCUCCCUUGACUGUGGCUGUUGCUGAGACCUCGGCCUGGGGACGUCGUGUCCAUGGGAUCCUGAGAGCUGCGGUUUUGUUCUCUUAAGAGCCAUGGUAGUUUGAAUGAGUUUGUUUAAGAACUCUUGGGAAAUAUCUUACCCAGUUGUAAUACUUUUUAUAAACCUUCCUGCCAAGGUGUUGACCACUCCUCCUCAGCAUCGCAAGUGCCCAGAAUGUACAAGGUGCUAUCCCGCCGUUCAACACCCCCUCUCUGCCGCUGUCUGAAGUCAGAGUAGGUUUGCGCAGGAGCCACUGCCUUCCCCGCCCAGCUGGGUGCGGGGCCUGCAUUCCAGACCUGCAUUACCGUCUCCCCCCCUCGACCCAUCCCACUCACCCCCCAUGUUUUUUUUUAAAUCAAGAACGUUUCAGGGAAUCAAAAGAGGUCGGGAAUUUUUUUAAACUAGCAGAAGUACAGAGUCCUAUAUUUUGCUACGAAUAUUACUGUAUUAAGAAGACCCGCUUGCCCGGGAGCCGUGGAAGUGGGGCGCGCGUGCACUCGGUGACUUGAAUGUCGAAUCAGCCUCCGGCUUCAGGGUAGCAUUUUUGAAAGUCAAGCCGCGCUCCUUCAGGAAACUCGCCCCAGAUACCCCUCGGUGGCCCCUUCCCUUGCCAGUUUUAGGGUGUCACGUGUGAACCACACCGGGUUGGGGUGUCUGCCGACGAUGUGGCAGGGCAUUUGGCGCGAGGUCAGGGCCGCGAGGACGCCCUCCCCGCGCUGAACCGCGGCUGCCCGGGUCCCCGCCCGGCCCCGGGGUCCGGCCCGCCCUCUGUGUGUGGGGUUCGCGCGCUCAGGCGCCCUCCUGGAGCGUCCUCUGCACUCGCGGUCCGGAGCUGUGCAGACCCACCCAUGAGAGGUCCCCGCUGUCACCAGAUGGCACCGCCCUUUGGUUUGCUGUGGUACUUUGCUGUGUUCUCUGUGGCAUCAUGUUACUGUGUAAAUAAAUUCAUUUU